Molecule: messenger RNA, 997 nt
Organism: Strigops habroptila (Kakapo)
Lineage: Eukaryota; Metazoa; Chordata; Aves; Psittaciformes; Psittacidae
Gene: OLIG3
Product: oligodendrocyte transcription factor 3
Exons: 1
Coding region: 176-997 (273 amino acids)
Molecular function (GO): protein dimerization activity
Source: RefSeq, a predicted model, not a curated record
GAGGGGGCUGAGGGGCUUUUUUCCUCUUCCUCCGGCAUUUCUAGCCCUUCGCUGGCAAAGCCUGCCGUCCGUUUCUUUCUUUUUCGUUCCGUUUUCGUUGCUUUUCAAAGGAGAGUUGUCUCGUUCUGCCACCUCCAGAGCAGGGAAGAGUUUCUUGCUCAGAAGCCCGAAUACAAUGAAUUCUGACUCCAGCUCUGUCUCCAGCAGAGCUUCCUCGCCAGACAUGGAUGAGAUGUACCUGAGAGACCACCACCACCACCACCACCAUCACCACCACCAGGACAGCCGCCUCAACUCCGUCUCCUCCACCCAGAACGACCUGGUGCAGAAGAUGUCCGGGGAAGGCCUCUCCAGGAACGGCUCCAAGGCCGGAGGGGAAGGCAGCAAGUACAAAAUCAAGAAGCAGCUCUCGGAGCAGGACCUGCAGCAGCUGCGAUUGAAGAUCAACGGCCGGGAGCGUAAGAGGAUGCACGACCUCAACCUCGCCAUGGAUGGGCUGCGGGAGGUGAUGCCCUACGCGCACGGCCCUUCUGUGAGAAAACUCUCCAAAAUCGCCACCCUCCUGCUAGCCAGAAACUAUAUCCUGAUGCUCACCAGCUCCCUGGAGGAGAUGAAGAGGCUGGUGGGGGAAAUCUACGGGGGGCACCACUCGGCCUUCCACUGUGGCACGGUGGGACACUCUGCUGGGCACCCGCCCCACGCCGCCGGCCCGGUGCACCAGGUGCACCCCAUCCUCGGCAGUGCCUUGUCCUCCGCCAACACCUCCUCCUCCCUCUCCGCCUCUCUGCCGGCCAUCGGCACCAUCCGGCCCCCCCACUCCCUGCUCAAGACCCCCUCGACCCCCCCCGCCCUGCAGCUCGGCAGUGGCUUCCAGCACUGGGCGGGCUUGCCGUGCCCCUGCACCAUCUGCCAGAUGCCCCCCCCGCCCCACCUCUCCGCCCUCACCGCCUCCAACAUGGCCAGGAUCUCGGGGGAGACCAAGGACCUCCUGAAGUGA